Messenger RNA from Nematolebias whitei (Rio pearlfish), 4932 nucleotides. Its product is annotated as collagen alpha-4(IV) chain-like. The coding region runs from base 1 to 4932 and encodes 1643 amino acids. The transcript is spliced from 46 exons. Gene Ontology annotation, cellular component: basement membrane; collagen trimer. The record is from RefSeq and is a predicted model, not a curated record. Gene Ontology annotation, molecular function: extracellular matrix structural constituent. NCBI's taxonomy places the organism in Eukaryota, Metazoa, Chordata, Actinopteri, Cyprinodontiformes, Rivulidae.
AUGAAAGUUGCUGUUACUUCUGUGACUUUACAUCCCCUAUGGUGGAUCCUUCUGAUUAUUGGUGUGCAGCAGCUCAGUGCAGGACAAACUGAGGGCCCAUGUCAAGGUAGAGACUGCUCGCAAUGUCGUUGUCUUCCUGCCAAAGGUGCACAGGGGGCUCCAGGCAAGCUUGGUAACCGAGGUCAUCGGGGACCAGUGGGACCAAGUGGACGAGAAGGGCCACCUGGAGAAAAAGGAAGAAGAGGAGCAAUGGGCUUACACGGGCCAGAAGGACCAAAAGGAGAUCGUGGAGUGACUGGACUUCCUGGUUUCUCUGGUCAUGAUGGGUCGCCGGGUCACCCAGGAGCAGGUGGCGAGCCUGGUUUGCCGGGGGUUGAUGGCUGUAACGGGACAGUGGGUCGACCAGGACAGCCUGGUUUGCCUGGUUUGGAUGGCCUUCAUGGGCCACCAGGAUUACCUGGUCUUAAAGGAAGUAAAGGAGAACCUUUGAAUCAUGGUACUCUUUCAGGUCUUCCUGGGGAGCGUGGGAAGGAUGGAGACCAUGGUUUACCUGGAAGACCAGGUGACAUUGGACCUAAAGGACACACUGGCUCUCCUGGCCCUCCUGGGCUUCAGGGUUUUGAUGGGCCUAAAGGUGUGAGAGGACCACCAGGUGACCCAGGAGGAUCACUGCAUGGCGAUAAAGGUGACACUGGUGAGCAGGGCCCACCGGGUCCACCAGGACCAGAGGAAGUUGUAGUGCAUCCUCCAGAGUUCCUUCCUCCUAAAGGUGUCAAGGGAGAUAAAGGCCUUCCUGGACCAUGUGGACUGAAAGGAGAAAGAGGUAAUACAGAAGAAUCAAAUCUUCAAGAAUUUAAAGGAGAACAAGGAAUUCCUGGAUUUCCAGGAGCUAGAGGUUUACCAGGAAACAAGGGACUUUCGGGCCUUAGUGGAAGAACUGGAGAAAAGGGUUAUUUGGGUGAUCCAGGUCCACCUGGCCCUUUGCUGUUUCAUAAUGGAAGUUAUGUGAGAGGUCCAAAAGGAGACCGUGGACAUACAGGUACUCCUGGACUUCCGGGGGAGCCUGGAUCCAUGGGCGUGCCUGGGCCUCCAGGUCCACCAGGGUCCACAGGUUUCCCUGGAGAAAAGGGCAAUAAGGGAGAACCAGGGAGCUAUCACGAGAGCCUAUUUCCAGGACGUAAAGGGGCAAAAGGAGUUCCAGGAGCUAAAGGAGUCAUAGGCCUCCCUGGUCCUCCAGGAUGUGGAGACUAUUACUGUGAACCUGGGUCUCCUGGUGAACCUGGUGAUCAUGGACCUAAAGGACUGCCAGGAAAAAGAGGGCUCAGCGGAAUUAAAGGUUGUCCAUCGGAAUGUGAAUGUAUUGCUGGUAGAGGGAGUGAAGGGCUCCCUGGUCCACCUGGUUAUCCUGGCCUCCCAGGUUUACCGGGAGGUCCAGGACCCAAAGGAGAUCCAGGACUCCAAGGAAAUGAAGGGUCCAGAGGCCCACAAGGCUAUCAAGGAAUUACAGGUUCAAAAGGAAGAAAGGGUCAGAAAGGUGAAUCUUUGGUGGCUGGUAGUGAAGGUGCAAAGGGUGACAAAGGAGAACUUGGGUAUUCUGGUCCCCAUGGUAGAAGAGGUAGACCCGGACAGGAUGGCAUUCCUGGCACAGAAGGAGAACCUGGACCACCGGGUCAUUGGUAUACAGGGUUACCUGGUCCCAAAGGUUACCCAGGUCCACCUGGACUCAAGGGAUUUCAUGGACCUGUAGGUCUCCCUGGCUUUGGUUAUCCAGGCCCAGCGGGCAUACCUGGCCCUCAGGGAAAUCAGGGUUUACCCGGGCCACCAGGAAUUCAAGGACGACCAGGACCUCCAGGAGAAACAGAUAAGUGUUGUCAGGAAGACCAGAUUGGCCCGCCAGGUCCAAAGGGUGCACCAGGUGAACCAGGGAAUCCAGGCCAACCUGGAAGAGAUGGUUUUCCAGGAACACCAGGACAGCCUGGACCUAAAGGAAUGAAAGGAGACAAUAGUGAAACUGGAGGGAUUGGACCACAAGGACCUCAGGGUUUAAAUGGGGAUCCUGGUGACCCUGGUCCGAUUGGAAUUACCCUUGAUGGCCCUCAAGGCUUACCUGGCUUACCUGGGCCUCGAGGAAGGAAGGGUGCUCAUGGAGAAAACCUCUAUCCUAGAACAGGCGAUCCUGGUGCUCUGGGACCUCGUGGAGCUGUAGGGUCUCAUGGAAUCCCUGGAACUACUGGAAGGCCAGGAUUAGAAGGCAUACAAGGCCAACCAGGACAAUUCGGCCGUAAAGGAGAACCUGGGGACAAUGGUGACCCUGGAGCAACAGGUCCCCAAGGCCCACCUUGCACUGUAUGUGAUCUGAUAAGCCCACAGGGCCCUCCAGGACCUCCUGGUCGCCCUGGAAUAAGGGGAGUACCAGGCUACCCUGGUCAGAAAGGUGUGAGGGGAGAUGUCGGACCCCCUGGCCAUGGUCAGAAAGGUUUAAAAGGGUUAUCUGGUAAUCCUGGAGCUCCAGGCCCAGAUGGAUCAAAAGGCACUUAUGGUCCUCCUGGAGAUCCUGGUGAUGAUGGUUUGCCAGGACAGAAAGGGGAGGUGGGCAACCCUGGCAGACCUGGGGCUGGGGGUGUACCGGGACUUCCUGGAUCACCAGGGCCAAGAGGUAAACAGGGAGAACAAGGUUUUAGUGGUCGCCCUGGUAUUCCAGGGGAUUCAGGACUGCCUGGAAAGAAAGGUGUGCAUGGACCCCCAGGAGACCCAGGAGCAAUAUUUCUUAGUAUAAUAAAAGGGCAGAGUGGACCUCCAGGAAACAGAGGUCCAAAUGGCCAGGCAGGACUUCCAGGUCCAAAGGGUCAAAGAGGGACACCAGGUGAUUCAGGGCCUGAUGGAAGGCCUGGCAUUCCAGGAUUUAAGGGUCCUGCUGGUUUUCCGGGCAGGCAAGGAGUAUCUGGACCACCUGGAUUUCCUGGAAUUAAGGGCUUCACAGGUCCAAGAGGAUAUCCUGGACUUCCUGGAGAUAGGGGGGAUUCAGGGCCUCCAGGACACAGUGGUUUCCCGGGACUUCCAGGAUUACCUGGUGCCAAAGGUGAUCAAGGACAGUUCUAUGGGAGGUCUGGUCAACCAGGACCAAAGGGAUUUCCAGGCGAAUCUGGGCCAAGUGCACUUAGAGGAAGCCCAGGAGAUCAAGGUGAGCCAGGACCAAGAGGAAGACCAGGGGAACCUGGACACCCAGGCAGUCUAGGAGAAAUGGGAAGACAAGGAAGUCCAGGUUUUCCUGGACCUCAUGGUCCUCCAGGCCGUCCAGGCUUUCCAGGUCCUCCUGGUGACCAAGGAGGCAUGGGCCCACCAGGAUCCCCUGGUCCAUAUGGGCUUCCAGGGCAACCUGGUCCACCAGGUCUUGAUGGACUGGAUGGACUAAGAGGUCCAAAAGGAAUGAUGGGAUCAAGUGGUAUAGGUAUUCCUGGCCCUCCUGGACAAGAUGGCCUUCCUGGAGUCAAAGGCAUCAGGGGGCCCCCAGGAUCUCCAGGACUGAGUUAUCCAGGGUCUAAAGGCCAACGGGGGGCACCUGGAAACACAGGUCUUCCAGGCCCUCCAGGUGAGCCUGGUUACCCUGGCACAACAUGUCAAACACCAGUGCCAGGAACGCAGGGUGACAGAGGAUAUGAGGGACCCCCAGGACCCCCAGGACCACCUGGAUUGCCUGGAUUGCCAGGCAAUAGUAUUUUUUUCAAGGGAGACCCAGGACCAGUUGGCCCUCCCGGAUUACCAGGUUGUAAAGGGAAUAAGGGCCUUCCAGGACCUCCUGGACUUCAGAACCACUUUGGCCUUUCAGGACCAAAAGGGGUGCAAGGGUCAGCUGGUCCAAGAGGCCCUAUGGGACAGAAAGGUCAGAGAGGUGCCCCUGGGCCUCAGGGUCGCAAGGGAGAACUUGGCAUUGUUGGAGAUACAGGUGUUAGAGGUGCCCCUGGUGACCUAAUCACUGAAGGUUUAGGAUCGGCUCCUCCUGGAUCUCCAGGACCACGUGGUGCCCCCGGACCAGUUGGAUUUGCAGGUCGUGUGGGUCCACCUGGGCCUCAAGGAUGGGAAGGAGAAAGGGGCCCUAAAGGGUAUGCGGGCUUUCCUGGUAGACCAGGUCCUCCUGGUCUUGAUGGUUCAGUUGGGGACCCAGGAGAUAUUGGUGUGUCAGGAUUUUCAGGGCCUCAAGGUACCCCUGGUUCUCCUGGUGAUCCAGGUGAUCCAGGCUACAGAGGGCCAUUAAAGUCAUCCUACCUUUUGGUUGUCCACAGCCAGUCAAUUCAUGUGCCACACUGCCCUGUAGGCAGCACCCAGCUUUGGGUGGGAUACAGUCUUGUUUACUUAGAAGGACAAGAAAAGGCUCAUACACAAGAUCUGGGUCAACCUGGUUCUUGUCUCUCAGUUUUUUCCACCAUGCCUUUUUCCUACUGUGACAAAGCUGCCUGCUACUACUCUAGUCGCAAUGACAAAUCCUACUGGCUCUCGACGACUGCUCCUAUACCCAUGAUGCCACUCUUUGGGCCAGAAAUAAACACCCACAUAAGCCGGUGCGUAGUGUGUGAGAUGGUUUCACCAGUGGUGUCCUUUCACAGUCAGGAUCACGCUGUCCCUCCAUGCCCACUUGGCUGGAGGAGUUUGUGGACAGGCUACUCCUUCCUCCUGCACACGGGGGCAGGAGAUGAAGGUGGAGGACAGUCACUGACUUCCUCAGGAAGCUGCCUUAAAGAUUUCCGAACUCAUCCCUUUAUUGAGUGCCAAGGUGCGAGGGGCUCCUGUCACUACUUUGCUAACCUCUAUAGUUUUUGGUUGACUACUGUGAAUAAGACAGAGCAGUUUAUCAAUUCAAAGUCUGGCAUCAUCAAAGCAGCCAAUGAGCAGCGUCACAAGGCCAGCCGCUGUAAUGUUUGCUUUAGAGAAAGGUAA